This is a messenger RNA of Penicillium brevicompactum, 1086 nucleotides long. RefSeq lists its product as uncharacterized. Lineage: Eukaryota; Fungi; Ascomycota; Eurotiomycetes; Eurotiales; Aspergillaceae. Bases 1 to 1086 code for a protein of 361 amino acids. The record is from RefSeq and is a predicted model, not a curated record. The transcript has a single exon.
AUGCCUUCCUCUCGUCGUUCUCGUCGUUAUCGUCGUUCUCGUCAGUCUCAUCGUUCUCAUCGUUCUCGCCAUCACCGGCAGGUGUGGUUCGAUCUCGAAUUGGCAUAUGAUGCCUCGGAAGCUUUUGAUAUCAGCCUUGAUUAUGCCGUAGAUUUGAUCCACGGUCUGAGGUAUGAUAGGUGCAGGCACACAAGACACUUGGAUUUUGUCGACAGGAACGAACAGUUGGAGUUGAUCAGACUGGAGGCCCAACGGCUCCAACUCCUCUCGACCAUGAAUCCUCCAACUCCCAUUAACCUGGACACACCGUCGGCCUUCUCGUCUGAGCAAACUUACAGUGGUAUUUCUCCCACCUCACAGCCUGGCCGUGUUAUCCUUACCGCUAUAGGCCCUGGUUCAACAGUCCCCAGUGAUAGCGAUAUCAGUUUCUUGGAUAUCGGUCCCGGUUUGAGCUCCUCUCGAGAACACACUUCCACUCGUGCUGCGUCCACUCGUGCUGCGUCCACUCUUCGCCACCCCGCUAUCAAUGGAUCAGAUGUCAUGCUCACCGGCGCUGAACCUGCCAGGCUUGAUUACGACAGUGAUGAUUACGACAUUACAGGCCCUGCUAGACUGCCCAUUGACGAACCCAUCGAGAUAUUAAACCUCCCGAAUCCAGAAGAUCCAGUCGCAUGGCUCGAGCGAGCCCGUCGCCGCGCCGAUCCCGAUCUUGAUCUCAUCCUGGCAUAUAGAGGUAUCAUUCCACCUCGUAGCAGUUCUCCUCCACUUUCACCCGACCACAUUAGUAAUGUGAUGCGUUACUACGUCACAUUCAAUCACCUUCCAGUUGAGUAUUAUUUCGACGAAGAUAUUGAUCGCCACAUCCGGGCGCUGUCUGUCCCGCAUUCACCUCUAUCUCCGUCUGUUGGAGCUCGGCCGUGGCUGCCACGCUCGCAUACAUCUUUCGAAGGCAUGGAGCCGGAGUUUGCAGCAAUGCGCACCGAGGAGCAAGCGAGAGAAGCCCUCAGAGCAGCGGCGCCAGAGGCCGUCAUCGAUGAAGAUGAGAACACGGACACGGAUGUGAAGCUGGGUUCUGACGAGCUUUGA